CUCAGCCACGCGCAGCCAGCCGCUCCUUGCUCCUUCUCCUCACUCCACGCCAGCACUCUCUCCGUGCCACAGCCCGCCGGACUCACUUCCAGGUCGCGUGCACAUAUCGCACCCCACAACCAGGACCUCCCACUCCCGCCCUCUCGUGCCGCCGCCUGCUCCGCGUUCUCGGCGCGUCGCAGCUCGUCUGGCGCGUCGCGCGCCGUCUCCUCUGCGCUGUGCGCAGCCGGCAUUCCUGCUGGGCACGCCACACGCAUCAGAACAGCGCUGCACUGCGAGAGCCUGAGCAAUGUCGCACGCUAGCUCUAGCCGCGCGGCGUCGCCUCUCGCUGCUGCCGCCGCCGGCUCCAGCCGCAGUGGCAGCGCAGACGUGGCCGCCGGGCCUUUGUCCGCCGCCGCAGUCAAGAGCGAGGCGUCGACGUCUGCACCUCGACGAGCCGCAGCCUCACCAGAUGCAGCCGGCAAGGUCAAGCAAUCGCCCUCAUCUCCCCGUACUGGUGGCUCGCGCCGCUCCAACUCGCCGCUGCUCUCCUCGCCACGCGCGCCGGUCUCCUCCGCCAGCAGUCCGAUGCACAUGAGCGACGACGACGACGCAGCCGACGCAGCUGCUGGUCCAUCAGUCAAGAUGGAGCUGGAGCGCAAGCCGCCGCCGCCCACCUUCUCGCCCUCGCCCACGGCCUCUCCCUCUCCGCACUCGUCGCCGCGCGCGCGCAAAGACUCGGGCGGCGCCGACACGCGCACUUCUUCGCCCUUCUCCUCUGCCUCAGCCUCAGCGUCGGCACCCCAGCCGCUGCCGCCGAAGCGCGAGCGGCGUGGGCCGGCGGCGCGCAAGAAGCUCGAGCUGGGUCCGCCGCAGCUCAUCCACCACCUGCCGCGUGCAGAAGAGGAGGCUCUGGCGCAGUUUGAGGAGCUGAAGCGCAACUGGUACCAGACCUCCAAGCUGGGCCGCAGCAAGGGCCAGGAGGAGGGCAUGGUGUGCGAGUGCCGCUAUACGUAUGGCGUCGACUCGCCGAGCGUUGCGUGCGGCGAGGAGGCAGGCUGCAUCAAUCGUCUGACGCAGGUCGAGUGUCUCGAGUCGGAGUGCAACUGCAAGGGACACUGCCAGAACCAAAGGUUUCAGCGCUCGCAGUACGCCGACGUCGAGAUCGUGCAGACAGAGAAGAAGGGCUUUGGCCUGCGCGCUGCCAGCGACCUGCCUGCCGAGGCGUUCAUCUACGAAUACGUCGGCGAGGUCGUGGAGCACAAGACGUUCAUGAAGCGCAUGCAGCAGUACGCCGCCGACGGGAUACGGCACUUCUACUUUAUGAUGCUGCAGCGCGAAGAGUACCUCGACGCGACGCUCAAGGGCGGGCGCGCGCGCUUCAUCAAUCACAGCUGCUUGCCCAACUGCUACGUGGCCAAGUGGCACGUCGGCAAGCACAUGCGGAUGGGCAUCUUCGCGCAGCGCGACAUUGCUGCCGGCGAGGAGCUCACGUUCAACUACAACGUCGACCGCUACGGGCACGACGCGCAGGAGUGCUUCUGCGGCGAGGCCAACUGCGUCGGCACGCUCGGCGGCAAGACGCAGACGGACAUCGGCGGCAUGGACCAGCUGUUCAUCGAUGCGCUUGGCAUCACCGAGCAGGUCGACGACCUCGAAGCCAAGGGCACGCGCAAGAAGAAGAGCCGGCACCUGGACGAGGACUUCACACCGCUCAUGCAGCCGAUCGAGGAGCACGAGGUGGCCAAGGUCAUCACUGCCGUGCGCCAGGCGACGUCGAGCCGGCAGCUGCUGCACAAGCUGCUGCAGCGCAUCCGCAUGACCAAGGGCCGCAGCGUGCAGCGCGCCCUCGUGCGGCUGCACGGCUUUCCGCUCAUGGCCGGCGUGCUCGAGGAGUGGAGCGACGACAAGGAGAUUCUGCUGCUGGCGAUGGGCAGCCUGGCGCGCUGGCCGCUGAUUGCGCGCAACAAGGUCGUCGAUGCCGGCGUCGACUCGCUGGUGCGCGACCUCAUGGAGCACGAAGACGCCGACAUUGCCGCCAUGGCGCGCGAGCUCAUGGGCGCGUGGGACCAGCUCGAGUUGAGCUACCGCAUUGCGCGCCGCGACGCUGCCGAUGACGCAGGUCCGGACGGCGCCUCGACGCCCUCGUGGCUCGAGGCGCGCCGCGUGGCGGAUGGCGACGACGUCGUCGUGCCUCUCGACUCGGCGCGCGCGCCCAACGCCGUGUCGGACAGCCUGAGCCGCAUCGUGGCGCGCCCGCUCGGCACGUCGCGCGUGGCCAUGGCUCGCCCGUUGCCUGGCCCGGGCAUGCUUGGCCUGCCUGCCGCAAUGGGCUCUGGCAGCACGCAGUGCUGGGGCCGCUUCGAGCCGCAGACGCCCAGCACGCCGCACACGCCCGACGGCAGCGCCCCGCCUAGCGGUCCGCUCGCUGGCAUGCUGGUCGCAGCGCCGACGCCGAAGCCGCAGUCGAUCGAGGAGAUCAUCCGGCGCGCCAACGAGGCUCAGGCACAGCGCGUGCGGCAGAAGGAGGAGCAGGACCGCAGCGAGCGUGAGCGUGCACGCGAGCUCGAGCGCGAAGGACGCAAGCAGCGCAAGCGUGCUGCCGCCAACGGCACGCGAGGCGGCGAGCGCGACAAACGGCGCAAGCCGUCUGCUACGACUGGCUCGAGCAGCAGUCGCGCGCCGAGCAGCAGUGCCCUUGCUGUCGACGCGGAUGUGCCGAUGGAGAAGCGCCUCAAGAAGCUCGUGGGCGAGGUCGUCGUGCGCUGCAUGAGUCGGCACCAGGACGAGCUGGACCGCGACACCUUCAAGCGCCACGCCCGCGAGCUGACUGACCUGAUCUGCGCCAAGGAGAUGAAGAACUCCUCGUGGCCACCGCGCGACGACCGGCUCGAGGUCUUGCCGACCGAGAAGAAGGCCAAGAUGAAGGCCUUUGCCAACGAGUACAUCGGCAAGCUCGUCGCGCGCAAGGGCCUUCACGCUCAGCACCCACGGGCAGACAGCCUGGGCGCUGCGACUCCGCAGACGCCCGACGCCGACGGCCGGACGCGCGUCAAUGGCCAUGCCUCGCGCCUGUCGAGCACCCUGGCCUCGCCCGAGUCGUACAGUUCGCCGGCGCGAGCCUCGCAUGCAAAUGGCGAAGCCCAGGCGACGAACGGCAGCAGUGCGCCGGCGCCGCCAGCGCUGCCACUUGGCCUGCCGCCGGGCCUGUCGGCGAUGCUCGGCGCAUCGUCGGGAGGACUUGCCUCUUCGCCGCUUGCACAAGGCGCGAGCAGCACCCCGCUCAGUCUGCCGCCGGGACCGCCUCCGGGCCCGCCGCCGGGCCCGCCACCACCGCGUCCUCCGCCGUCCGGCCCAGCCGCACUGCGCGGCAGCUUCAAGCAUGUCGCAUCCUCCUCGCCGCCCGGUCCGCGGCCGCCGCAAGCUGCCCCGCCAACAGAACCGGCGGCCGACCGCCGAGCCUGGGCUGCAGCGCCGCCCAUUGCCAGGUCGUCGCCUCCGCCCAACGCGCCGCGCGGCCCGCGAGGUGCCCGCACGCCGCCGCGUCCGCCGGCGCUGCAGCGAUGAGAGCAGGCGAUGAGCCACGCGCCCUCGUCGCUCUGAAGGCUCUCUCUACCUGUGCUGCAUGUUAACCACCCACCCGUCACCUAAGCCUCCGUCAUCUGCGGCCCUGCGCCCUCCGCUAAUCG
Tilletiopsis washingtonensis is the source of this 3669-nucleotide messenger RNA. RefSeq lists its product as hypothetical. Gene Ontology annotation, cellular component: nucleus; chromosome; chromatin. Gene Ontology annotation, molecular function: protein binding; histone H3K36 methyltransferase activity. The record is from RefSeq and is a predicted model, not a curated record. The transcript is spliced from 8 exons. Bases 290 to 3547 code for a protein of 1085 amino acids. NCBI's taxonomy places the organism in Eukaryota, Fungi, Basidiomycota, Exobasidiomycetes, Entylomatales. Gene Ontology annotation, biological process: regulation of DNA-templated transcription.